AAAAAUUGGAAAAAGAAAAUCAGCAAGUUUUCUACUCUACUCAAACGACUCCACUCUUGACGUUUCAUAACAUAACCGAAGGACAGAGAGGGAAAGUAAUUUUUAAAUAUUUGAUAUAUGGUGAUAGUUUUGCAUUUUGUUAUCUUAUUUUAUUGGUGUAAUUUACAUAGAGAUUAAUGAUAAAUACUGUGAAUGUUGUAAUACACUCUAACAUAAGACAGUUCAUCGUGCUUUUCGUAAGAAAGAUGACCCACCAAGUCUUUGUCUAUGGCACGCUGAAGCGGAACGAGCCUAACCACUACUGGCUAACUAACCCUGAGAAUGGAGCGAGCAAGUUCAUCACUAACGGAACAACUAAGACUAAAUAUCCACUAAUCAUUGCUACUAGAUACAACAUUCCAUUCUUACUUUAUAGUCCAGGGGAUGGAUCUAAUGUUCAAGGUGAAGUGUAUGAAGUUGAUGACAAAAUGCUGAGUAAUCUGGACAUAUUGGAAGAUCAUCCAAAAUUCUAUGUCAGAGAAGUGGAUGACAUCCAAAUACAGAAAGGGAGUGAAACAACAACAACAAAAUGUUGGGUGUACUUCCUAAAGACCUUUAAACCGGAGCUGUUAAAGAAGCCAACGAUGAGCAACUACUCAUCCUCUGGACCCCACGGCCUCGUCUACUCCGAGAGAUGCCGGCGAUCAAUACCACUGUGCGAGCGGGACAGCAAAUAUAAUGAUGCGCGUGCGAUAGAGACAGGAAAUGGUAAGUUAAUAUGCGAAAUUCUUCGUGCUUUGCUACCUUACUUUGCACAGAGGUACAAUAAUAUAGAGAUGAAAUGGGGGAGGGGGGAGAAAGAGACGCUCUUACGGAACUUUCAGUAGGAGUUGCAGAGAAAGCGCUAUUAUUGUUUGCCCUUGUCAUAGUCUAACUUUGUCCUAUCUGCCUACUUCUAAAAAGUCAAGUGACGUAGACGCUUUUUGUUGCCCACCAGGCCACCAUUCUUAUGGUCAUGGAAAAAGACAGCUAGUAUAUUAUGCGCGCAAGUUACCUACUGUCCGGCGCAAUCAUGAUAAGCCUACUGUGCCUU
Messenger RNA from Cydia pomonella (codling moth), 1072 nucleotides. Its product is annotated as putative gamma-glutamylcyclotransferase CG2811. NCBI's taxonomy places the organism in Eukaryota, Metazoa, Arthropoda, Insecta, Lepidoptera, Tortricidae. The record is from RefSeq and is a predicted model, not a curated record. Gene Ontology annotation, molecular function: gamma-glutamylaminecyclotransferase activity. The transcript is spliced from 5 exons. Bases 177 to 866 code for a protein of 229 amino acids.